Messenger RNA from Metarhizium brunneum ARSEF 3297, 1305 nucleotides. RefSeq lists its product as uncharacterized. Lineage: Eukaryota; Fungi; Ascomycota; Sordariomycetes; Hypocreales; Clavicipitaceae. The record is from RefSeq and is a predicted model, not a curated record.
AUGGAACCCUUUCCUCGUCUGGAUCAAGAUGCUCAGACAGAACAACUCUCACGGCCGUCCACCGUCCAAGACUCCAACCGGGCCGUGGAGAAUCGUCCUGCAUCGUCUUCCAUAAGUUCCUCUUCCAUUGGUGAACGCCUCCGUCGCGUGUCGACAAGUUUUGAACAAUCCGAACUCCCUGGAGGCUUCUUUGCCGCCACGGGCGGAAUAGCUUCGUCCAUUCUCUCACGCCAGCCUGUUCCCCGACCCAUUUCCGACUCGAUCGGCUCGUCAUCGACCGAAGCCCCCCCUGCUGCUCUUUGCAGCACAGCAUUCACAUCAACCCCAUGCCAGGCUGUUUCCGAAGAAACCGGCGCCGAGGCCAGAUACGAUGGCCGCACCGGCACGCAAACAAAACCCAGCCCGCUGCGCGAGUCUGUGUCCGAGCCCGCGUCCGCCGCCGCUUUUGCAAACGGCUACCACUUCCCGCCGAAACACUCCUUCUGCGAAUCGGUGAAACUCAGCUCUCUUGCCUUUUGGCGAUAUCUUCUCACUCCCAUGGGCUUUUUCGUCACCGUGUACGGCCUGAAUGUGGUGGCAUGGGGCGGGAUGCUGUUCCUCCUUCUUUGCAACGCUGCGCCCGCAAUGUGCCAUCCCACCUGCAACGACAUCAACUCUCCAAGAAGAAUAUGGAUUGAAAUUGACUCUCAGAUUCUCAAUGCCCUCUUCUGCGUGACUGGAUUCGGCCUCGCUCCUUGGCGGUUCAGAGACCUUCAUUUUCUUCUACAAUAUAGGUUCUACAAGAAGAUGAUUGCGCUUCGCCGGCUAGCGGGCAUUCAUCGAGGGUGGUUCCGGCUGCGCGGCUCGAACGAACUGCCGUUACACCUCGGCCCGCGUAAUGUUGGCCAAGACGAAUUCCAAUCAGCUCCACGUUACGCGAUCCCCUUUCCGGAGAUCAAAGUCCCCGAAAUUCCUCUCACAGGAGUGCGAGCUCGGCCCACGGUUUUAUGGAAGCUAGACCUUGUCAUCUGGCUCAUGGUGUCCAACACAUUCUUGCAGUGUGCCCUUGCCGGGCUCAUGUGGGGUAUGAAUCGGUAUAAUAGGCCGGGCUGGGCCACGGGACUCCUCAUAGCUCUGGGUUGUGUUGUUGCCGGGGCUGGCGGACUCAUCAUGUUUCUGGAGGGGAAGGUCGUCAAGAGGAUAGAAGGUGUGCCGGUAAGCGAGAAGGAUCUAGCUCGAUUACAACAGGACAGAGAGAAGGGUGUGUGGCACUUUAAUAACAUCAAGGAUAAGAUUGAGCGACGUCGAAGUCAGUCCAAGGUCUGA